UUGUUCACAUUUGGUUCUCAAGUGAGGUAGAAUAUUUUCCAAUGGCAAUUUCACCAGAGUUGGAGCAUCCCAGGAAGGCUUUUGGAUUGGCAGCUAAGGACUCAUCUGGAGUUCUCUCUCCCUUCAUCUUCUCAAGAAGGGAAACUGGAGAGAAAGAUGUAAGAUUCAAAGUGCUAUUUUGUGGUAUAUGUCACUCAGAUCUUCACAUGUUGAAGAAUGAAUGGGGUAAUUCUGUUUACCCCGUAGUGCCUGGGCACGAGAUUGUAGGUGAAGUAACAGAGGUGGGAGACAAGGUACAAAAAUUCAAAGUUGGAGACAAGGUAGGUGUUGGGUGCAUGGUUCAAUCCUGCCACUCAUGCCAAAAUUGCAACGAAAGUCUCGAAAAUUACUGUCCAAAAGUGAUUCUCACAUACGGUUCCAAGAAUCUUGAUGGCACCAUCACAUAUGGAGGCUACUCCGACACAAUGGUCACCGACGAAAGCUUUGUGAUCAGCAUUCCAAAUAGCCUACCUCUUGAUGCUGCAGCUCCUCUCCUCUGCGCCGGGAUCACGGUGUAUAGCCCUUUGAAAUAUUUUGGACUUGAUAAACCUAACUUGCAAUUAGGUGUGGUUGGUCUUGGUGGACUUGGUCAUAUGGCUGUGAAAUUUGCCAAAGCUUUUGGUGCUAAGGUAACAGUGAUUAGCACUUCUCCUAACAAAAAGAAGGAAGCUAUUGAACUUCUUGGAGCUGACUCAUUUGUGGUUAGCAGUGAACAAGAUCAAAUGCAGGCUGCAACGGGCACCUUGGAUGGUAUCAUUGACACAGUUUCUGCCGUCCAUCCUUUGUUACCUUUGAUUGGUCUUUUGAAAUCUCAUGGAAAACUUGUUAUGGUUGGUGCACCUGAGAAGCCUCUGGAGCUACCAGUAUUUCCUUUACUUAUGGGGAGAAAGAUAAUAGGAGGGAGCCUGAUCGGAGGAAUUAAGGAGACACAAGAAAUGAUAGAUUUUGCUGCUAAACAUGACGUGAAACCUGAAAUUGAAGUUGUUUCAGCUGAUUAUGUGAACACUGCAUUGGAGCGUCUGCUUAAAGCAGAUGUCAAAUAUCGAUUUGUUAUUGAUAUUGGGAAUACAUUGAAGAGCUCUUAAUUUUUAAUUUUGCUUGGUCCAUCUUUUGAGAGGAAUUUUGCAUGGUUCAUUUUUUUCACAAAUAAAUGUAGUUGCUUAUUGGCUUUGAGUUUGCUCAUGGUAGUCUCAUAUUAUGAGAAAUUUCAGCAAAGUAUGUUCCCAUUUUAUGUCAUUUAGCAUAUCAAUAAAGUAUUAU
Molecule: messenger RNA, 1299 nt
Organism: Medicago truncatula (barrel medic)
Lineage: Eukaryota; Viridiplantae; Streptophyta; Magnoliopsida; Fabales; Fabaceae
Product: probable mannitol dehydrogenase
Exons: 5
Coding region: 42-1124 (360 amino acids)
Molecular function (GO): zinc ion binding; oxidoreductase activity, acting on the CH-OH group of donors, NAD or NADP as acceptor
Source: RefSeq, a predicted model, not a curated record